AUGACAUUGGCGCUUCUAUCAACAACGGGUGUUGGAAAAGCGGUGAAUCAGCUAAGAAAUGACGAAACACAUGGCCCGGAAGCGCUUCGUAUCGUCCAAAAAUGGAAGGACAUGGCACGCAGCUGCGGCCUCAAACCGAAAAGGAAGCGUUCCCGUUCGCCUAGUUCGGAGCAUGAAAAGAGUUCACCGGUGAAGUUGAAAAAGAAAAACAUUCACAGCGAAGACAGCGGAACGGGAAGCAGUAACGAGGGGACACGUAAAGUAAGUAUCAUUGAAAAAAAAGCGGAAAAUGCCUGUUUCAUUAAUAUCACUUUUAUUCGGCAUUAUUUAGCGAUCUAUGAGGUCGGUGAUACGCCGUAUUUUCUGCUCAAGCCGGUUCUGGAAAAAUGUUCUGUGGACCAGCUGACAUUGAUCGAGAAACGGAAUCCGCAACUGAUGGAAGACAGCGACGAGCUCUGGGAAGACAUUGUGAAUCGCUCAUUUCCGAAAUGCGAAACGACCGAUGAUGAG
Gongylonema pulchrum is the source of this 510-nucleotide messenger RNA. NCBI's taxonomy places the organism in Eukaryota, Metazoa, Nematoda, Chromadorea, Rhabditida, Gongylonematidae. The record is from the annotation of a GenBank genome assembly.